CCGCCCCCAAGAUGGCGGCGCCCAGCAGAAGGGAGGAGAGCAGUUGGCGGGGAGGCGGCCGAGGAGCCUGACGGGGCGGCGGCCUUUCGCGCCCCUCGCGGCGGGCAAGGAGGGAGCCCCGCGUGGCCUUCUCUGCGGUCCGGAUCCCAUGCGCCUUUUUGGGGGCGCCCCUCCUCUGGGGGAGGGGAUUCCCGUGGGCUCGCCCCUCCACUCCCCCACCCCAGACCCCGCCUCGCGUUCUGUCCGGCCGCCCCUCUUGCUCCACCUAGCGCAGGCCCCCUUUCGACCCACCGGCAUGACCUUCCCGCCCCCUUAAAAGGGGUCCCAGACUCUGAUCCGAAUUAAAAGACUGAGCUCGUUCUCCCCCCGAAUCCCUGGGCAGGAAGCAAGAAAGCCCCUGGGGGGUGAGGAGAGGAGGAAAAAAAAGGAUUCCCCCGGGUUGGGGCCCUCGCCCGGCUUCGGAAUUCAAGCAGCGACGGGGCCUAGUGGUUUGGGAGCCCCGCCGCCUCGUUUCGGGGUGACUCUAUCCCAGAAGGAAGUGAGAGUGGGCUCCCCUUGGGGAGAGGAAUUGCCCAUUAGGUGCCCAAGGGAGCUGUACCCGUGGUGCCUCUCCCACAUUUAGAAUGGCCAUCCCAUCUGCUCUGUGAUGCUCCGCGAGCAGAGACUUUGCAGGACUUCCUCCCUUGUUGCCAAAGCAUUUUUUUCCCCUUAAUGUGCAAAAUUAGGUGACAGCGCGCACACAGGCCUCUCAUUCUUGCUGCCUUCGCGAAGCCAUGCAGUUUGCUUCACCUGUGGUGCAGCCUGGCAGUUCUUGUCUUGGCUGAUUCUACAUCGAGAGCUCAGCUAUGGAUCUGGUGUUCCUGGUUAUCAAUGGCAUGGGGAUGGUCUUGGACCUGCUGGUAAUCCUGCUGGACAUCAACUUCUUCCUGGUUUCCACCUUCCUCUCUGUCUUGAUCUGGCUCAUCGCUUUUAUUUACAACCUGCCCAAUGCCACGGUGGCCUGUCUGAGCCAGUUCUGGAAUGGGAUCCUGGUCGUUUUGCUAUGCAUCGUGGAGGUGUUGUAUUACUUGACUCUGGGCUCUGUGCAUGCUGUCCUCAACUUGGUGAGGGGAUUCUGCUCCAGCAUGGAGAGCUUGAAAGUCAUGGGCCACCUGUUCACCCACCUGACCCUGAGAAGCAAAGAAAUUAUGCACCGAAGUUUCUGGAACCUGAUUGGGUCUGGGCAGAUGCUUCUGAGACAAAUGUGUGAAGUAUGUGCCAUAGCCAUGAGCCUUGUGGCUUACUUCAUCAACAGCAUAAUCAACAUCUGCCUCAUUGGAACUCAGAACCUUUUUGCAGUGGGGCUGGCCCUGUGGGAUACUAUCGUCGGUCCCUUUCUGAGAAUCACAGACAUCUUCGUUGCCUUUCUUGCACGUCUCUCCAGCAGUGCCAUCGCUACAGCCAUUCUCCUGUGGACUCCCUGUCAGCUGGCUUUUGACCUCCUGGCCUCGGUGAGCAGGCUGCUGAUCAACGUCUUCUUUCUCAACCUUUAUGGCGUGGUGUUGCUCUCUGUGAUUGUUGUCACCAGCAUCUUUAUCCUGAACCCCCAGCUGACUUGGACCCUGGCAAAUCAGGUGUCUGGCUAUUUGAACACGAUGCCUUCUUACCACCGCUUGCUCAGGGACAUGCGACGCCUUUAUCACAUAGUGCUCUUGUCCCUCGAGAUGCUGUUGAGCUCCCAGACCUGGCGUAGGUUGGCAGAGUGGAGUCUUCAGGUGGUCAGUUGGAACAGGAAUGACUGGACAGCUAACCAGCAUGGAGAACAAGAACCGCAGCUGAUGCUUGAAGCUUCCCGAGAAAGGGCAGGGGGAGCUGCUGUGGGACAGAGACUAGCUCCUCUAGGAGCACCAUAUUCAAGAAGACAAGGGCCAGCUGUGAUCAUUCGUCCCCGCCAAAGAGGCAGCAGGGACCAGUCCAGAACGGACAUUGAUCUGGGAAUGGCCACACAACGGAGUCUGUUGUUAGGGCAGCAGUUUCAGCCUCAGGGGGAAGGGCCAAGCGUAUCACAUGCCAAAUUUGCAAAAAGAGAGCAACUAAAUGCUUUGGAAGAAGAUAAUGACCCAUGGCUGCUUCUUAAAGAACAAGAAGAACGGAAGAAAUGUGUCAUCUGCCAGGAUCAAACAAAGACAGUCCUCUUACUGCCCUGUCGGCACCUUUGCCUCUGCCAAGAAUGUACUGAAAUCCUGCUGCAACAGGCCGUCUACCAGCGGAACUGCCCACUGUGCCGGCAGAUGAUCCUGCAGACUCUCAAUGUCUACCUGUGAGCUACAGAGGAGGCAGCUUUAUCUCCUUUGCGUGUGCUUUUUGCCGAAGCACAAGAGAUCUCUGGCCCUUGGACCUCUAUAACAGCUAGUACAGACUCUCGGUGUCAAGCUUGGAUACCCCUUUUUUAUUUCCAAAGACAUUAAUUGCAAUUAGCGAAACUCGAAAAAUGCUAUGAAUUGGGGUUUUUUUGCACUUCUGUUUUCAUUGUUUGUUGCUCUCAUAAGAAAAGAAAAAAAAAAUAACCCUAAUUGCUGAUCAAAGUCAUAGUCUGGAAACUUUCCUGUUGCGGGGGGGGGCAGUGUAAUCAUGCACCCAUAUUCAGAUGUGAGGCUAAAAGUAUGUAUAUUUUUCAUCCAGAGUACAGAAAGUGCGGGUGCUGAAUUCCUUAUAUUUGGGGCUUUCUAUAAAUUAGUCUUUUGAAGAAAAAAGUCCAUAGCAAGCUUAGUUGAUUAAACAUGUCUGAAAAUAUGAAUAGGGUAAUUCUGCCCCCAUUAUUGAAGUAACAAGAAGGUUUCCAGCCACACCAUUUCCUUGUAAAGUUCAUUGUAAGCUCACCCCUGACCAGCAUUGACCUCUGAGGAACGUUGUAUGAUUCGCGUAACACAUUUAUAAGUUCUGCUCCUAGAGAAGUCCGUACUUCCAAACCUUGAUCUGUAGGUGUUUGGUGCUACCCACAGAAGGGGACAUUAACUUUGUCUUCAUUUAUCAAAGCCAUGCAUUCUAGAGUUUCUGCUCCUACAAGGCACAACUAAUGUGUUUGAUUUCAGCUCUUGUUGACCAUCUUGUUGACCAUCUUGAGUUGAUUUCAGUUUUAAAAAGAUAUACCAUUGGUCCAAAUAUUUUUUCCAAGAUUGUGUAUAUAUGUUUGUUCAGUUCCAUAAGAAAAUAAGCUGGACACUGAAUGUGCAGCCAUAGAGCACAUAGAUGCUUCAUAGAUCAGCUUAUUACACUUAAGAAAGACCCUAUUCCACCUGCUGGCAUGCAACUUCCACAGGUUACCUAUGCAAAAUUGUACAUUCCAGCUCUAUUGCACAACUCUUAAUUCCAUUCCUCCCUCUUUUGGGGAUAAUUUUUGGGAACCUAAUAGUACCAACUGUAGUCUGUUAGCUACCAAAUGGCAGUUCCGUUAGCAGCACUGGAAGGUAAAAGGGAAACUGAUGGGUUUGGCCUGAGGCAGCCAAUGAAAAAGCUUUUUAUGAGUCUGGGCUGGAUUUGAGCAGGAUGACACAUCUGUGAGGUCAGGUUCUAGAUUUCAUCAUUUAACUCUGGAAAGCAGAAUUGCUGUAGCUGCUAAGAAGGCAUUGUAGAUACUGUAAGGGUAAUUGUAAGGAAAGAAGGCGAUCGUGAUGCCAGUGGUUUGCUUGACCCUUGGGCGAAGAGGAAUUGUUCUCUUUUCAGAGCCAGUCAUUAAAUACCCACACCACUGCUUCUUGGAAGAUCAGCCCAGAGUGUGAUAAUUGGUGGGUGAUAUGUGCCCACACCCAGUAGAACCAAUUGUUUUUUUUUAAUGUUUAAAUUGGAAAGAGACUGAAAUC
This is a messenger RNA of Python bivittatus (Burmese python), 3839 nucleotides long. It is a transcript of the gene RNF26, whose product is annotated as ring finger protein 26. Gene Ontology annotation, molecular function: ubiquitin protein ligase activity. The record is from RefSeq and is a predicted model, not a curated record. Gene Ontology annotation, biological process: protein ubiquitination; ubiquitin-dependent protein catabolic process. Lineage: Eukaryota; Metazoa; Chordata; Lepidosauria; Squamata; Pythonidae.